AUGAUUAAUCUGAAAUAAAUUUAAUGGGUAGAUUGGGAUUGGAUAUAUAUAUUUGCAAUACUUUGGAUUUUCUUGUCAAUUAUUUGUAUAUUUCAACUCAUUUUUUUGUUUGAUUUCAUCUGUAAGGCAUCAUCUUUCUUGCAAGAAAGAGAUCCGAUCAACAGGGAAGCAUUUAAUCAGUAGAUUAUAGGAUCAUUAUGGAUUAACUUACUCAUCUUAUGCAUAUCUGGACUUCCAACUUUUAGUAUGGUGUGCUAUACAAUUAAAUUGUAGACUGGAACAAAUAGUUAUAAUUAACUUUCAAUUACAUUAUCAGUCAUAUAUUCACUAGUAUUCAUUGUCUUCACAUUGUAUUAUCGAAUAUCUUUGAGUCAAUUCGUAUCUCAAAUUCAACAAUCAAGAGUGAUCGAAAACAACGUUGAAAGCAAUGCUGAUAAUUAAUAAAGAUAUCAAUUAAAUUCUCCAAGUUCUAAACAUAGAAAUCAUUUAAUCAAAAGUAAAGAAUAGAUCCUAACUCAUCUACCCUAAUAUUUGAUUAGAUUAUCACAAACCUACUUUAUGCCAGCUAACGAUAAUGAUAAUGCCUCAUAAUAAAAAAAGCAACCUUAAAAAUUCUAAUUUGAAUAAUAGCAUUUCAAAAGGAACAAAACAGAUCAAGACCAACCAAAAUUUAGUAAUCGUAAUUCUCUUACUGAAAUUAAUUCUGACAAAGAUACAUAAUGCUUUAAUUGCUAUCAAAAUGAAAGCUGUGCCGUAUAUAUGCCAUGUGGACAUGGUGGAUUAUGUGUGAAAUGUGCCACAGAAUGGUUCAAUGAGAAAUAAGAAUGUUUGAUCUGCAGAAAACCUGUUGAAUCUGUAAUACAAAUUUCUUAGUCUGAACAAAAUAAAGUAUAAGUGAUAGAUGUGUUAGCAUUCUGAAAAUUCUUUUAUUAUAUUUAUCAAUAAUUCAAUUAUUAAUAUC
Paramecium tetraurelia is the source of this 961-nucleotide messenger RNA. RefSeq lists its product as uncharacterized. NCBI's taxonomy places the organism in Eukaryota, Ciliophora, Oligohymenophorea, Peniculida, Parameciidae. The record is from RefSeq and is a predicted model, not a curated record. The transcript has 5 exons.